GGUCCUAUCAGCUGUUUUCUUUCGACACAAACCUGUCCCGCCUGUUCCUACCUGUGUGACGACGCUGACCCUCCUAGCUUGUUGUGACUCGUUCAAAAGAUUUUUUUUACGUCUUUCGCAAGUGGGAAGAAGCUGUGGUGACUAGUGCUUAGGCAACACUUCUCUUGCACGUUACUUUUCUUCUGUUUUCGCUUUUGUGUGGACUUUUAGUUAACGGAACAGAAAAGGGGGAGUUGUGUUUUCACAGGUGAGCAGGGAGGAAAGCCCUUCUGGACAGCAUGGAGGUCAUGGUCUUGAUGGAUUUUGAAGGCAACGAGGCGGAUGAGCUGACGGUGCACGUGGGAGACGUGGUGAAGACCGUCAGCAAGGCGGCUGAGGAUGGUUGGCUGCAAGGGGAACUGCGGGGGGUGCGAGGCAUCUUUCCCGCCAACUUCGUCAAGGAAGUUCCUGCAUAUCUGAAAGGAGGUGAACACAGGGAACCAAGAAGUAUCAGAAAAUCGAAGACGGUGAAGGGGACGCCAACGCGGCGAUGUGAGGUCCUCUUCCCUUACACCCCCUUGAAUGACGACGAACUGGAGCUUACCGUGGGGGAAAUCGUAGAGAUCCUCAAAGAGAUUGAAGAUGGUUGGUGGCUGGGUAAGAACAAUUACAAAUUAGGGGUCUUCCCAUCGAAUUUUGUCAAAGAGAUUUUCGUCACAGGAAAAGAUUACAAGCCUGCCGAAGGUAAAUCCCGGCCGAAGCUGACAGACGCCAUAUUCACCAAAGAGGUGAAGGAGCAGCAGAGGACGAGCGUGCGGAGAAAGAUUAACAGCGUGAAUGAAUGCUGCCAGGUCAUGUUCGACUACAAAUCGGUCCUGGAUGACGAGCUGGAUUUGAAGAAGGGCGAUAUUGUGACGGUCAUCUCCAAGGAUUCGGAGGAUGAGGGCUGGUGGGAGGGCGAGCUGAACGGACGGAGGGGAUUUUUCCCGGACAACUUUGUCAUGGUGCUCACCGUGCCCCACCUGCCAGGCGCCAUGAGCCAGCCGCCGGCACGCCAGUCACCCGAAAAGCCGCCAGGUGAGACUGAGCCCCCCCCAGUGGAAAAGACGCCUCAUCAAGACGAGACAGACCUCGCACCACCUGGCCAGGGGAGGGAGACGACUGACGGCCCCAUGAAGCAGAGGAAGGCCCCCCCACCACCGGUGAAGGACAAGCCCAGCUGGCCUCCACAGAUCAAGAUCAAUGGCGAGCAGUCACCAAAGCCAGCAGAAGAAACGAAAGAAAAAGAUGUGGAUCAGUUUGACAAUGUGGACGUGUCCCCCGCCAAACUGAACCACCCCACGGCCAACCGGGCGAAGCCUCCCCACAGGCGACCCCCGACCAACCUCCACUCCCCAUCCAGCGAGACUUUCCCGGUUGUGGCCCCCAAACCCACCUCCAAGGCAUCCCAGGAGGAGGCCGGCACCAUGGACGACGUUAGGACCGCCGUCCGCGACCUACAGAUGACCCUGGAGCUGUUCAAGGCUCAGCAUGAGAGAGACAUGGAGGAGCUGAAGGCGGACCUGAAGGACGAGAGGAGCAAACGUGUGGCCCUGCAGGGGGAGGUACAGGCCUUGAAGAAAACUGUCAACCAGCACUGAAGCUGGAUGAGUGCCUUCAUCCAGUGAAACUUCACAGGGACUUAAUGGUCUAACAGAGCAACCCUGCUGCCUGGUUUGGGCAAACCAUAGUUGAGACUGCAAGUGACUGUUAAACACUUUUCCUGUGGCUAUAGAACUUUUUUCAUUUUGUAGUAGUUUAGCUGAAUUUUAUGCACAAUGUACUGUUCAGAUUUACUAGAGAUGGUAUGAAUGGGGGUGACUGAUCAGUUGGGAAAAACUAUUCUGCAUGUCCUUAUGGCAUGAGAAUGUGUUUUUAAGCAAACUUCAGUGUAAAUAUUCACAAAAAUGGAGGGUUUUGGAAAUCAUAUUUCUAAAAGAUUAUUUUUAAGACUGACUAUAUAUCAGAAAAAAAGAAGAUUCAAAAUGAAAUAUGACUCAAGUGUACCGACCUGUAGGGUAUCUGUAGGAACAACCUGAGCCUGAACAAGACUGUGAAGCUUGUUUGUCUGUUUUCUUCUCAUUGCAUGUAUGUCUGCAUUCUGUAUCACUUGUUUUCGUUGGGUUUUGCCUAGUGCAGUAAAUGUCAACGCAUUGUGCAAAGCCUUCAGCUUCAUCCAACAAUAGCAGGAAUGUUUUGUGUUGGUUUACUUAGGUGUGAGCACCACUUUAAUCUGACCUUUGUUGAAAGUUUAAACGAAAGCGAUAUAUCACUGCCUGCAAGGAUUAUGAACUAAUGAAGGGGGAUUUUUUGGUGUGUGCAACAAAAAAUAGUUUUCAUUGCUUGGGUGCUUUUUCAAUACAACAGGUGUAGAUAUUAAAGGUUCUUACAGAACUUACUACAUAAUACAAAUACUACUACUAAUGACUGUGUUCAGGUUCACUAGCUGGGACUCACCUGAGUGAGCAGGGGGUUGUUCUGGCAUCAGAGGGUAUCGGAGGUUGAGCCUGGGGCUCUUCAUUAAUGAAUGAUAAUUAGUAUUACGAAAUAAAAUCUGCUGAGGAAGUCA
This is a messenger RNA of Paramormyrops kingsleyae, 2587 nucleotides long. RefSeq names its product SH3 domain containing 21 (gene mnmip1). The record is from RefSeq and is a predicted model, not a curated record. Gene Ontology annotation, biological process: actin filament organization; cell migration. Gene Ontology annotation, molecular function: protein binding. NCBI's taxonomy places the organism in Eukaryota, Metazoa, Chordata, Actinopteri, Osteoglossiformes, Mormyridae.